Messenger RNA from Caenorhabditis elegans, 693 nucleotides. It is a transcript of the gene spp-19, whose product is annotated as Activin_recp domain-containing protein. The transcript has 4 exons. The coding region runs from base 201 to 638 and encodes 145 amino acids. The record is from RefSeq and is marked reviewed. NCBI's taxonomy places the organism in Eukaryota, Metazoa, Nematoda, Chromadorea, Rhabditida, Rhabditidae.
AAAUCUUCCAAAUAUUCUCCAAUUUCUAACAGGAACUUUCCCGAAACAUCAACUUUCCUAUUAGUGAAUACCCAUUUUGCGUCCAUACCAAAUUCUCGUUCACCCUUUUUCAAUGCAUUGUGAAAGUGUUAAUCCAUCAGGUUUCACUUUUAUUUGUCUCCUGUUGAGCUAUUUUCACAAAUUGUCUAUAUUGUAUUGCAAUGCCAUCAUAUUUUAGUUUAUUCUCUUGUUUUGUAUUCAUAGCUUAUUGUUUCAAUUCGGCUUAUUCUAUAAAAUGUUUUGGAGGAGCGUCAGAGUUUGGAGUUGAGAAAGACAACUAUGUUGACUAUAUCUGCCCCUCAUUAACUUCAUGCUACAUUCGUUUAGUUGUUGAAAAUGUGAACAAACCGGAUCAAAAGGCAAUUAUGAUUAAAGGUUGCGUAGAAAAAUCUAUGGACGAGGCUUUUCUCAAUGUAACCCUCUGCACCAGUCUUGAUUUUUCAAAUAUUACAAUUGACGACGCUCUUCCUGGAGAAAUUAAAUGCACAUGCUCUAGGGACUUCUGCAAUGGAAGCUUCGAAAACGAUCCUAACACAUCUUCUAGAAUUUUUAGCACAAUAUUUGGAUUGAUUAUUACAAUUAUCGUUUAUUUUAUUUAAAGUGUUUUGUUUAAUGAAAUAUCAAAAAAGUUCACAUGAAGACUGAAUCUUCAUC